AUGGAGCUAAAAUCUCUUAUGCUUCUUUUAAACCUUAUAUUAACUAAAAAGCUUAUGUCAGACUCACCCCUUUUAACUGCUUUCGAUAUAGAUAUAGCAGGGCCUUUUAAAAUUAAAGGCUUAUUAAGGGAACGAUUUUUCGUUACUUUCACGUGCAGAGGUUCUAGAGCCAUUUGGCUAUACGCUUUAAAAUUUAAAGCUGAUAUAUUCGAUCGAUUAGUUGAAUUUUAUAAUAUGAUUACAACUCAAUUCGAUCGAAAACCUAGCUUUAAUAUAAAGGUAUUCAAAUUAGAUAACGCAGGAGAAUUCACUUCGAAUAAAUGGACUACGUUUUGCAAAAGCAAAGCUUAUAUAUUAAAAAAUAAGCGAGACAAUAAAUUGGCCGAUAAAGAUGAAAAGAGGCUAUUAGUUGGUUUCGAAUCAGCUAAUAAUUACUUGAUCUACUUCCCGAGUAAAAGAGUCGUAAUUAGUUUAAAAAACGUUCUUAUUAAAGAAGACCUUAAAUUUAAGGACGAACUAAUUAACGAAAAGAGCGAUUAUUUCGAUAUAAUCGAAGAAGAGUUACUUUCUACUAAAGGCGAUGAUGAUUUUACUACUAGUAUUAAAUCAAUCGAUAAUACUAGUAAUAAUCAGCCGAAUAUUAGCCAGCCGAGAGUCGUUGAAAUAGAAGAAGCCGAAGAUCAACCUUAUUUUGACGACACUGAAUCUCGCGUUAGUGAUCUAAAUACAGAUGAUCUUAAUAAGGCUACCGUAGAAGCGCCUAAGGCUCUUAAAACUCGGGGCCCGGCGAAAGAUUACUCCGAUCAAAAACCAAACGUAAUUACUAGAUCGAGUAAAAAUAACUCUUUUAAUUUAGCUAUUACAGAGCUAAAUAAUCGAUUAAUCGAAGAGCAAACACAAGCUAUCAUUCCGCCAUUAGAGCCUAAAAGCUAUGAGGAAGCUAUAAACUCAGCCUUAUAUAAGGACUAUUGGCUUAAAUCUAUGCAAAAUGAAAUAGAUUCAUUAGAAAGCCAAAAUACUUGGAAAGUAGUCAAUAAAAGCGCUAGCAAUAAUAUUAAACCCUUAAAAACUCGAUGGGUUUAUAAAAUCAAGCAAGGUGCCGAUACUUACGAAUUUAAAUCAAGCUUUAAAUACGCGAAUAAGCUAUUAAUGCUUAAUAAAGCAUUAUACGGACUGAAACAAUCAGCUCGCUUAUGGUUUAUCACGUUAAAAGAAGAUUUAGGGCUAAUAAAAGAUUAUUUGGGUAUCGAUAUCGAAUACGAUAUUAAGCAAGGCUAUAUGAAAUUAAGCCAAGAAUCUUAUAUUAUUAAGAUUUUGAAUCGUUUCGAUAUGCUAGAUUGCAAGCUUAAACCAAUACCAAUGGAUUCAAAGGCUAAAUUAGAGCCUAAUCCUAAUAAGGCUAGCGCGUUAGAGAUCACGUGUGGCUAUUGCGAUGCUGAUUACGCUGGAGAUAUUGGUACAGCAAAAUCGACUAGCGGUUUCAACUUUUAUAUAAGCUCUAGCUUAUUUAGUUGGAAAUCAAAAUUACAGAGUAUAAUAGCUCAAAGCACUACUGAAGCUGAAUAUAUGGCGAUUAAUUCGGCCGCUAAGGAAGCUGUUUAUAUAAAGCAAUUUCUUACCGAAUUAGGCUAUUAUAUGCAAGAUAAAUUCCCUUUAUAUACUGAUAAUAACGGCGCUUUAUUACUCGCUAAAAACCCUGUUUUUCACGAGAGAACAAAGCAUAUAGCUGUUAAAUAUCAUUAUAUAAGAGAUCUUAUAAACAAAGGUAUUAUAGACCUUGUUUAUAUAAGAACUUUGAAUCAAAAGGCAGACGGGUUUACUAAAGCUCUCGAUAAGCUUAAGUUUAACGAAUUUGUUAAACAAUUGCAACUUUCUUAA
Drepanopeziza brunnea f. sp. 'multigermtubi' MB_m1 is the source of this 1878-nucleotide messenger RNA. Lineage: Eukaryota; Fungi; Ascomycota; Leotiomycetes; Helotiales; Drepanopezizaceae. The record is from RefSeq and is a predicted model, not a curated record.